AUGAACAAAGCGCUCGUUCUGAUUUGCAUUUCUCUGUUCGCAGCCACUGAGGCUCGCUUCACCAAGCUCAAUGUGAACCUGGCCCUUACGGUCGCUGAGGACUCGCAUCAGCUAACCGAGGACAUGGUUCGCAUUUGUCAACAGGACACGGAUAUCUCAAUGGAUGAGCUGCACAAGUUCAGAAAUCACGACUUUUCCAACGCCUCAGAGGCCAGCCAAUGCUUCACCCAUUGCCUUUACGAGCAGAUGGGUCUGAUGCGCGACGGGGUCUUCGUGGAACGCGACUUCAUACGCAAGCUGGCCGAUAUCACCGAUCCCAAUACCUAUGCAGAGCGCGACUGCCAUGGACUUCUUGGUACCAACAAGUGCGAGACGGCCUACAAGAUACAUCAGUGCAAGCAGCAGCUGCGCUCUUCAGAAUUGGCCCGCAAGGAGCAGAAGGAGCAGCAGCGGGCUAAAUCUGCUGAAACAGCUGUUCCCGCGCCUCCCCCAGUCGCUGAGCUGGUAGAGUAA
Messenger RNA from Scaptodrosophila lebanonensis, 513 nucleotides. It is a transcript of the gene Obp47a, whose product is annotated as general odorant-binding protein 56a. NCBI's taxonomy places the organism in Eukaryota, Metazoa, Arthropoda, Insecta, Diptera, Drosophilidae. The record is from RefSeq and is a predicted model, not a curated record. The transcript has 2 exons. Bases 1 to 513 code for a protein of 170 amino acids. Gene Ontology annotation, molecular function: odorant binding. Gene Ontology annotation, biological process: sensory perception of smell.